UUUUCAAGUCUUUUCUCAUUUUUGGUACAUUCAUUAUUAAUUUACUUUUUGGCACAUUCUAACAAAUUUUUUUUCAUCUUUUUGUGGAAACGAGGCUGAUGGAGCAGUACUGCUGCUCGCCGUUACACCGUUUAGGUAUGCCUAGGAGGUUUUUUGGUGCAGUUAAGAAAUGUCAACAUUUAGAACCUUUUCAAACCAUCGAACAUGGAAAGCGUUGCUGUCUGCCUGCAACAGGAGGGAAAAGGAUAUUUUACACCUGCUUGCUCGGUCAGAAUCUACUCUAAUCGUGAAAAAUUCGGUAUUUGCUCACCAAUCAAGGUUUACGGUAUACAACAAAGUCAACUCACACUAUGCCAAGAACAAUUUCAAAAAUGUUAUCCCACUGACCUCUUUCCAACUAUUGCGGCCUUGCAGUAAUGAUGAAAAAAAGGCUCAUCAUAAAGGUGAAUCUGAUAGUGAUGUUAAGAGAAAGGAACUUGAAUCUAGCGAAAAAAAGAAUGGAGCUUUGCAAAAAUUUAAAGAGAUGCUGAAUACUUUCUGGGAGGGAUGCAAGCAGCUCCUAUGGGUCGAUGCAAGAAAAGCCUGGGCGACAAAAAGAAAGCUGAAAAGGCAUGAUUAUGACUUGACAAUUUUAACACGAGAGGAGCUGAGACAUCUGAGACAGACACAAAAGGAUAUAAUCAAGUCACUGCCUGUUGCCUUGCUGUUCUUUAUUCCUUUUAUUGGUUACUUUGCACCUGUGAUUGGGUACCUUUUCCCAAAAAGGUUGUUGUCACAUCAGUUCUGGGACAUUGAGCAAAGAAAGAAGUUUGCAUUUGAAGAUCAUUCUAAAAGGAGUCAAUAUUAUCUUCCACUAGUACAAGAGCUUGGCUGGUCAAGCAGAGAACUGCAAAAUCAACAGCUGUUUUCAUUAUGUAUCAAGGUAAUUGAUGGAUGCCACAUAGAAAAUGAAAGUAUCAUAAAAUUGAAGGAUGUUUUCAAAGAUGAUGUUAUGUCGAUAAAGAAGAUGCCAAGGUUUCACUUGAUAAAAUUGUGCAAGACUUGGCUUCUUCCUGUGAAAUGGUACAUCCCCUCUAAAGUACUGAGAGAGUUCCUGUCGUAUAGGAUAAAACAGAUAAUAGAGGAUGAUGCAGCAAUUAGGAGGGAUGGAAUAGGCAUUUUGUCAGACCUCUGUUUAAGACAGGCCUGCCAUGCACGAGGACUUGACAAAUACUCCUUUGCUAUCCCAUUGAUGAAGGAAUGGCUUGAAGACUGGCUACGUUUAACUGCAUCAGUUUCAGUUGAAGACAAGUCGUUCGUCGCCCACUGUGCUGCAAUCAAAACAAUGAAUUUUUCAAAAACAAAGGUGAUAGACAAUUAAUAGAAUAUAUAGGAAUAUGUAUUUCCAAUGUCUGA
Rhopilema esculentum is the source of this 1395-nucleotide messenger RNA. Its product is annotated as LETM1 domain-containing protein 1. Gene Ontology annotation, cellular component: mitochondrial inner membrane. Gene Ontology annotation, molecular function: ribosome binding. The record is from RefSeq and is a predicted model, not a curated record. NCBI's taxonomy places the organism in Eukaryota, Metazoa, Cnidaria, Scyphozoa, Rhizostomeae, Rhizostomatidae. Gene Ontology annotation, biological process: intracellular monoatomic cation homeostasis.